This is a messenger RNA of Stereum hirsutum FP-91666 SS1, 2268 nucleotides long. RefSeq lists its product as uncharacterized. NCBI's taxonomy places the organism in Eukaryota, Fungi, Basidiomycota, Agaricomycetes, Russulales, Stereaceae. The transcript has 12 exons. Gene Ontology annotation, molecular function: quinone binding; primary methylamine oxidase activity; copper ion binding. The record is from RefSeq and is a predicted model, not a curated record. Bases 1 to 2268 code for a protein of 755 amino acids. Gene Ontology annotation, biological process: amine metabolic process.
AUGGCUCCCAACGACGCCCCCAUCGCUCCCAGCACUGCUACCACCGUCCAAUAUUCUAAGGAGGCCCACAAGGAUGGCCUCCCGAAGCCUUCGUACCCAUCUCACCCCCUGGAUCCUCUUUCCGCCGAUGAGAUCGUAGCCGUCUCUUUCGCUGUUCGCCACUAUAUCGCGAAGGAAACAGAGAUUAAGGCUAUCCGGUUUAUCACAAACUAUCUCGUCCCCCCUCCCAAGCGCGCCGUGCUCGCACACUUGGGCAUUCCUCUCACUCCCGGCGGCAAAGUUGACGAGAAGGACAAGGUCCCUAUUGUCAGAAAGGCUGAGGUUGACCGCUUAGACGCUUACAACGCUGUCGUUGCACUCUCCAACGAAACAUCCCAGUGGUCUGUCGAGGUCAACGUAAAGCUCCCCGAGGGUACCCAGCCGCAACUUUCACCCGGCGAGCUGUUGGCUGCCGAAGAAAUCGUGAGGGCCGACGAGACCGUCAGAAAGCUCGCGAAGGCUGUCGGAAUUGAACCUCACCAAAUCUUCGCCGACGGCUGGACGGUUGGCUUUGACGAUCGUUUCCCUAAGACACAGAGGAUACAACAGGCGCUUCUGUUCGCGAGAAUAUCGGAGCAUGAUAACCUGUAUGCUCAUCCUCUGGACUUCGUCCCCGUCGUCGACUCUCUUUCCAACAAAGUCAUCCACAUCGAUUUCGCUCCCACCUACUCCGCGUCGAAACCUGAGGAGGCCUCGCACGACAAGAACUCCCUCAUCUCCCGGAAGGACAAGUCUACUACACCUCCUUCACUCUCUGCGACUGCGGAAGAAUCUGCCGUAGCUUCUCUCGAGUCAUCUGGUCGUGAACGUGUUCCUCCUCCGAUGGCUCCUUGGGACUUCUUGCCUGAUCUCUUGGAGAGUAACACAGAUAACCUGAAGAAGAGGGAAGCUCCGAAAUCGCUGCAUGUGGUUCAGCCGGAAGGUGUCAGCUUCAAGAUGGACGGCAACGUCUUGGAGUGGCAGAAGUGGAAGAUGCAUAUCGGUUUCAGUCAUCGCGAGGGUAUCGCCCUUUCGACGAUCACGUAUGACGACGAUGGCACCGUCCGCCCGCUCUUCUACAGGCUGAGCAUGGCCGAGAUGGUUGUUCCUUACGGCGACCCCUCCCACCCUCAUCCAAGGAAGUUUGCCUUCGACACCGGUGAGUACGGUAUGGGCACUAUGGCCAACGAGCUUUCGCUUGGAUGUGAUUGCCUCGGUCAGAUCCACUACCUUUCGGGUGUCUACACCGGCCACGAUGGCUCGGCCGUCGUGAUCAAGAACGUUAUCUGCAUUCAUGAAGAGGAUGCCGGACUCCUGUGGAAGCACACCGACUACAGGGUGGGCGGUCGUACGCACUCUGUGCGUGCCAGACGCCUGGUGGUCAGCAUGGUUUGCACCUUGGCCAACUACGAAUACAUCUGGAACUACCUCUUCUACCAAGACGGCUCCAUCGAAUUCGAGAUCCGUCUCACCGGUAUCCUUCACGUUUACCCUACCGCAGGUCCAUCCGACCCCACUCCCUACGGAGUUCAGAUCGCCCCGGGCAUCAACGGCAUCAACCACCAACACAUGUUCUCCUUCCGUAUCGAUCCCAUGAUUGACGGUCUCUCCAACUCCGUCAUGGAGACCGACAUCAACCGCGUCGAUGCUCCUACUGGCUCCUCCGUUAACUUCGCCGGCAAUGGCUUCACCGCGGACAGCACGAUCCUCAAGACCGCAGCCGAUGGCGCUCGUGAUGUCAAUUAUGAGAAGGACAGGAGGUGGAGGAUUGUAAACACGGAUAGGAAGCACUAUGCUAGCGGUGCCCCGGUUGGAUACGCGCUCGGGUUGAAGGGAGGAGCGACGCCAUUUAUGCCGAGGGCAGAUGGUUGGGUCGGAGAGCGUGCGAGGUUUGCGGCGAGGACGUUAUGGGUUGUGAAGGAUGAGGAGAAGGAGAGCAGGAUGUGGCCUUCGGGUAAAUAUGUGCCACAGGCGAGAGGUGAGCCGGCGGAUAGUGUGGGGGUCUGGUUGAAGGAGGAUGCGGAGAAGGGUGUGAGCAUCGAGCAGGAGGACCUGGUCGUGUUCGCGACGGUGGGCACAACCCACAUCGCUCGACCUGAGGACUGGCCUAUAAUGCCGGUCGAGCAUCUCCGCCUUACGCUCAAGCCUGUCUCGUUCUUCACUGCCAACCCAUCCCUCGACGUUCCUGGUGGGACAGAUUCCAAGAGCGUACCUGCUUUCGGCGACUCGCAUGGCAGCUGCUGCAAUUAG